ACUGACCAUGUUUGGAGGUCUGGGAAAGCUCGCCGCUGAGGGCCUGGCCCACCGCACCGAGAAGGCCACCGAGGAGGCCGUUCACGCCGUGGAGGGAGUGGUGAAGGAGGUGGUGGAUCAUGCCAGGGAGGCUGGCGAGAAAGUCAUUGCUGAUGCCUUCAAGAAAGCCCACGAGAAAGGAGACAAGGUGAUGAAGGAUGUCACUGAGACAGUCACCAACACAGUCUCAAAUGCUGUCUACCACGCUGCAGAAAACCUGGGAAAUCUGGGGGGACAGUGA
Sorex fumeus (smoky shrew) is the source of this 280-nucleotide messenger RNA. RefSeq names its product family with sequence similarity 25 member A (gene FAM25A). The transcript is spliced from 3 exons. The record is from RefSeq and is a predicted model, not a curated record. NCBI's taxonomy places the organism in Eukaryota, Metazoa, Chordata, Mammalia, Eulipotyphla, Soricidae. Bases 8 to 280 code for a protein of 90 amino acids.